Molecule: messenger RNA, 2371 nt
Organism: Camelina sativa (false flax)
Lineage: Eukaryota; Viridiplantae; Streptophyta; Magnoliopsida; Brassicales; Brassicaceae
Product: wall-associated receptor kinase-like 1
Biological process (GO): protein phosphorylation; cell surface receptor signaling pathway
Cellular component (GO): plasma membrane
Molecular function (GO): polysaccharide binding; ATP binding; protein serine/threonine kinase activity
Source: RefSeq, a predicted model, not a curated record
ACCAUAUCAGGCAAGUACUAAACUUUUUUCUUCAACGAGCCGAUUAAUCAGAUCUAAGAAAAAGAAAGAACGGAACUAUGAAGACAAAUACUAGAAUCUUUCAAUGUAUUGUAGCGUCUGUCCUUACUCUGCUCAUCAAUGAUUCAUCAGCAGCAACACCUCCACCUUCAACUAACAACUCUUCAACGUCUUGUAACAAAACCUGUGGAGGCAUCUCGAUCCCGUUCCCAUUCGGAAUCGGCGGGAAGAAUUGUUAUCUCAACGGCUGGUACGAGGUUAUCUGCAACCCAACCACUUCCGACUCUAACAAAACUGUUCCUUUCCUCUCUAUGAUCAACCGUGAAGUGGUGAACAUCUCUCUUCCAGACAGCGACGAGCCUUACGGACUAGUUCAAAUCAAAGGUCCUGUUACAUCGAUGGGUUGUCAAGGACCCCAAAACUCGCUCCCGGGUUUGAAUCUCACAGGCAAGGGCAGCCCAUAUUUCCUCACCGACGAGAACCGCCUUGUGGCUGUUGGUUGCGGUACAAAGGCGUUGAUGACGGAUAUAGAGUCAGAGAUAUUAGGUUGUGAAUCAAGCUGCGAAGACAGUAAGAGUGGUGAACAAGUAACAAACUCGAUCUGUACUGGUUACAAAUGCUGCCAGGCGAGGUUACCGGUUGAGCGUCCUCAGGUUAUAACCGUCGUUAUAGAGAAAAACUCCAGUGGAGAAGAAGAGAGGUGCAAAGUUGCGUUCUUGACGAACAAGAGGUAUUCACCGUCGAACGUUACGGAGCCAGAACAGUUUCAUAGCAAUGGAAACGUGGUGGUAGAAUUAGGAUGGUACUUUGCCACUUCGGACUCUCGUUUUAAAAGCCUCUUGGGUUGCGCAAAUAUGAGCCGCAAAGGCUCUGGCUCCUCGGAUGAUAAUUGCAGUUGUGAGUAUAAUUACUUCUCCGGGAUGAGUUAUAGGAAUUGCUAUUGCGACUGGGGCUAUGCAGGGAACCCAUACCUUCGAGGUGGCUGCAAAGAUACUGAUUCAUGCGAAGGACAUACCUGUGGGGAAGAUGCUGUUUGUGUUAACAUGCCUGGACCGAUGUCCAUGUGCCAGCCUAAGCCCAAGAUAACCAAGCGUGCCAAUCCCCCGGUGGUUCAAGGCAUUGUUAUAGGUUUAUCUGGAUUAUUUUUAUUUGUUGGGUUAUUCUGGCUGUUUAAAUUCGUUAAGAAGAGAAGAAGGAUCAUCCAAAGCAAGAAGUUCUUCAAACGAAAUGGAGGCUUGCUGCUGAAUCAACAAAUAAAUACUACACAGGAUGGAAAUGUAGAGAUGUCAAAGGUAUUUAGUUCAAAAGAGUUGAAAAAAGCCACUGAUAACUUUAGUGUGAACAGAGUGCUUGGGCAAGGCGGUCAAGGCACUGUGUACAAGGGAAUGCUAGUAGAUGGAAGGAUUGUUGCGGUUAAAAGAUCAAAAGUUGUGGAUGAAGACAAGUUGGAAGAGUUUAUCAAUGAGGUCGUUCUUCUCUCACAAAUGAAUCACCGCAACAUAGUGAAACUCUUGGGAUGUUGCUUGGAAACGGAAGUUCCAAUCUUAGUAUACGAGUAUAUCCCCAAUGGAGACUUGUACAAACGGCUUCAUGAUGAAUUUGAUGAUUACACGAUGACUUGGGAAGUACGGCUUCGCAUAGCCAUAGAGACGGCAGGAGCUCUUACAUACAUGCACUCAGCUGCAUCUUUCCCAAUAUUCCACAGAGAUGUCAAGACUACUAAUAUACUACUGGAUGAGAAAUACAGAGCAAAGGUGUCUGAUUUCGGAACUUCAAGAUCCAUAACUAUUGAUCAAACUCACUUGACAACAUUAGUUGCGGGAACAUUUGGUUACAUGGAUCCAGAGUACUUCAUGUCGAGCCAAUACACUCACAAAAGCGAUGUUUAUAGUUUUGGGGUUGUGUUGGUGGAGCUAAUAACGGGAGAAAAACCAAUGUCACGUGUCCGGUCUGAAGAAGGCAGAGGUUUGGCAAGUGAUUUCCUCGAGGCAAUGAAAGAGAACAGAGCUGUUGACAUAAUUGAUAUUAGGAUCAAAGACGAAAGCAAGCUGGAUCAAAUAAUGGCGGUAGCAAAACUCGCCCGAAAAUGUCUUAACCGGAAAGGGAAGAAACGGCCAAACAUGAGAGAGGUUUCAAUAGAGCUAGAGAGGAUCCGUUCAUCGCCCGAAGAUAUAGAUGUCCACACGGAAAUAAUCGAAGACGAAGAGGAGGAUCAACUCUUGGAAAUCAACGUAAAAGAUGAUUCUUGAACUGCCUAUGUAAGACUUUGCUGGAACAUAUAUGUAUAUUUUGAAAACUAGUGUUCAAUCCGUUUGCUAGUAGGAUUUAUAUAUAUAAAGCAUGUUUAUAAGUG